GAAAGCUUUUGGUGACAACUAGAGUGUCCAGCGUUUGAUACACGGGAUACAUGGGAAAUAAUCACACACACAAAAACUCGCAUUCCAGGCCAAAAAAAACGAAGAUAUUUCCCGGUAAAUCCGUUCUCGGAUUCCCAUCGCUUGCACAAUGAGUGCUGGCACCCCAAAAUCUCUGGCAUCUUCGGGGCAAAAGCCCAUUCAGGAGAUCUGUCACCCGCUUGGAUCCGAGGAGACAGCGUCGGUCCUCACACCCAGUCCAGAUGUCGGAAACACCAUUACCAGCAUCGGAGGGAAGGACCUGAGUCUGCCCAAUGGGACGCCGGUGGAGACAUCUAGUCCCGCCUCCUCAUCUUCCCUCCUGAACCGGCUGCAGCUGGAUGACGACCUGGAUGGAGAAACACGUGACCUCUUUGUUACCGUCGAAGACCCGAAGAAACACGUCUCCACUAUGGAGACCUACAUCACCUACAUGGUCGCCACUAAGACAACGCGGGUGGAGUUUGACCUACCAGAGUACUCUGUCAGGAGGCGCUACCAGGACUUUGACUGGCUCAGGACCAAGCUGGAGGACACUCAGCCCACACAUCUCAUACCACCCCUCCCUGAGAAGUUUGUGAUGAAGGGGGUGGUGGACCGGUUCUCUGAGGAGUUUGUUGAGACGAGAAGGAAGGCUCUGGAUAAGUUCCUGAAGAGAGUGGCUGACCAUCCUGUCCUGUCGUUCAACGAACACUUCAAUGCCUUCCUCUCUGCUAAGGACCUGAAUAAGAGACAAGGUCUAGCCCUGCUCUCUAAGAUGGGGGAGUCGGUGAAGUACGUGACCGGAGGGUACAAGCUGAGGGGUCGACCCGUGGAGUUUUCUGCUAUGGGAGACUACCUGGAUAUGUUCACACAGAAGCUGGGUACUAUCGACAGGAUAGCACAGAGAAUCAUCAAAGAACAGUCUGAGUACCAGGUAGAGCUGCGUGAGUACGGUCCUGUCUACACUACCUGGGCGUCGUCGGAGGCGGAGCUACAGGGGCCUCUGGAGGGCGUGGCCAGCUGCAUGGCUAACUGCUCCAGCGCCCUGGACGAACUCACCCAGGACAUGAGCGAAGACUUCCUGCCCGUGCUCCGAGAAUACGUCCUCUAUAUCGAGUCCAUGAAGAUUGUACUGAAGAAGAGGGAUAACAUCCAGGCUGAAUACGAGGCUAAACUGGAAGCUGCUGCCUUCCGGAAAGAGGAUAGAGCAUCAUGCACACAGGUGCCUACAGACGUGGAGAAGUGCCAUGACAGAGUGGAGUGUUGCAAUGCUGACCUGAAGUCAGACUGGGACCGCUGGCAGAACAACAAGAGACAAGACUUCAGACAGUUACUCACUGGCAUGGCAGACCACAACAUCCAGUACUAUGAGAAGUGUCUUGCAGCUUGGGAGUCUGUCAUUCCAGUAUUACGGGACAAGCAGCCACAGGAGACAGAAACAGAGGAAGACUGAGAGCCUGCCACUCUUCCUCUGGACAUUGCAUCUCAAACACUUCUCUACCUGAGUUAUCGGUGUCAACAGACACACUCUCUCAAAGGGAAAUUGCCAAGGAAAUGAGCCUUUGGGUCUACAGACAGAAAUCUCUUCAGUUUUUAUGUUUUUUUUUCUAUUUGUGAAACCCAGUCCGUCUGACGUCCCAGACACUUCCUCCUGUUCCCAGUGGAUGGAUGAUAUCAUGCCUGUCUGGAAGGCCCAUUUUGUUCCUUGUUGCACACCAAACUAGCCUUGGUCGUAUUCACCAGAAACCAAACGGGAGGGGGGCAGAAAGAAACCAGGAGGGACUACUUGAACUUGUCCAAUGUGCACUAAUGAAUGUGACUCUGACACCACAGAAUUCCUGUUGUAAUUUUCUAGUCUGUUGAGAAAUGUUUGUUGCCAAUUAUGCUUUUUUAAUAUAAACGAUGCUGAUCUUUGAUGGUCUCUGAUUGUCUCUGAUGGUCUCUAAUGGUCUCUGAUGGUCUCUAAUUGUCUCUGAUGGUCUCUGAUGGUCUCUAAUUGUCUCUGAUGGUCUCGAAUUGUCUCUGAUGGUCUCUAAUUGUCUCUGAUGGUCUCUGAUGGUCUCUAAUUGUCUCUGAUGGUCUCUAAUGGUCUCUGAUGGUCUCUAAUGGUCUCUAAUUGUCUCUGAUGGUCUCUAAUUGUCUCUGAUGGUCUCUAAUUGUCUCUGAUGGUCUCUGAUGGUCUCUGAUGGUCUCUAAUUGUCUCUGAUGGUCUCUGAUGGUCUCUGAUGGUCUCUGAUGGUCUCUAAUUGUCUCUGAUGGUCUCUAAUUGUCUCUGAUGGUCUCUAAUUGUCUCUGAUGGUCUCUGAUUGUCUCUGAUGGUCUCUGAUGGUCUCUAAUUGUCUCUGAUGGCCUCUAAUUGUCUCUGAUGGUCUCUAAUGAUCUCUAAUUGUCUCUGAUGGUCUCUAAUUGUCUCUGAUGGUCUCUAAUUGUCUCUGAUGGUCUCUGAUGGUCUCUGAUGGUCUCUAAUUGUCUCUGAUGGUCUCUGAUGGUCUCUGAUGGUCUCUAAUUGUCUCUGAUGGUCUCUAAUUGUCUCUGAUGGUCUCUAAUUGUCUCUGAUGGUCUCUGAUGGUCUCUGAUGGUCUCUAAUGGUCUCUAAUGGUCUCUGAUGGUCUCUAAUUGUCUCUGAUGGUCUCUGAUGGUCUCUAAUUGUCUCUGAUGGUCUCUAAUUGUCUCUGAUGGUCUCUAAUUGUCUCUGAUGGUCUCUGAUGGUCUCUAAUGGUCUCUAAUGGUCUCUGAUGGUCUCUAAUUGUCUCUGAUGGUCUAUAAUUGUCUCUGAUGGUCUCUAAUUGUCUCUAAUUGUCUCUGAUGGUCUCUAAUUGUCUCGGAUGGUCUCUAAUGGUCUCUGAUGGUCUCUGAUGGUCUCUAAUGGUCUCUGAUGGUCUCUGGUGGUCUCUGAUGGUCUCUGAUGGUCUCUGAUGGUCUCUGGUGGUCUCUGGUGGUCUCUGGUGGUCUCUGAUGUAGCCUAACGUCUCUGAUGGUCUCUAAUGGUCUCUGAUGGUCUCUAAUGGUCUCUGAUGGUCUCUAAUGGUCUCUGGUGGUCUCUGAUGGUCUCUGGUGGUCUCUGGUGGUCUCUGAUGGUCUCUGGUGGUCUCUGGUGGUCUCUGAUGGUCUCUAAUGGUCUCUGAUGGUCUCUGGUGGUCUCUGAUGGUCUCUGGUGGUCUCUGAUGGUCUCUGAUGGUCUCUGGUGGUCUCUGGUGGUCUCUGAUGGUCUCUGAUGUAGCCUAACGUCUCUAAUUGUCUCUGCUGGUCUCCGAUGGUCUCUAAUGGUCUCUGGUGGUCUACGAUGGUCUACGAUGUAGCCUAAGGUCUCUGAUGGUCUACGAUGUAGCCAUGAAGCCUCUGAUGAGUGAAGCAGCAGCAUCAUUGUGUUUCUGUCUGUUUACAGAUUGUUGAAGAUCACGAACCGAUCCAGCUGUCCUCCUGAGCAGAGCAGCAAUCCUCUGGCCAAACAUAUAUAGGAACCUGCCGUCCUGUUAAACAUACCGUCUGACUUCUCCUGGUUGAUGGUCUUGCACACCAGGGCGUGUUCACUGGUAUAGCAAGCAGGCUGAAAUGGGGAGAGAAUAAUCUUGACUUAUCCAAUAAGAAACGUUUUUCUUUCAUUGCAAAAUGUUUUCUGUGCGCUAAUGAAUACACACCUAGUCUCUCGUUACAAAGAAACAUGAACCGCGAGAUCAUACAAGAUUUGGUUCUGGGUUGUCAAGAUUACACACACCAGACACUUCCUCCUGUGACCAGACACUUCCUCCUGUGACCUGACACUUCCUCCUGUGACCAGACACUUCCUCCUGUGACCUGACACUUCCUCCUGUGACCAGACACUUCCUCCUAUCACCAGACACUUCCUCCUAUCACCAGACACUUCCUCCUGUGACCAGACACUUCCUCAUGUGACCAGACACUUCCUCCUGUGACCAGACACUUCCUCCUGUGACCAGACACUUCCUCCUGUGCCCAGACACUUCCUCCUGUGCCCAGACACCCCAGUCACUUCCUCCUGUGACCAGACACUUCCUCCUGUGACCAGACACUUCCUCAUCCCAGACACUUCCUCCUGUUCCCAGACACUUCCUCCUGUUCCCAGACACUUCCUCCUGUGACCAGACACUUCCUCCUGUGACCAGACACUUCCUCCUGUGACCAGACACUUCCUCCUGUGACCAGACACUUCCUCCUGUGCCCAGACACUUCCUCCUGUGCCCAGACACUUCCUCCUGUGCCCAGACACUUCCUCCUGUGCCCAGACACUUCCUCCUGUGCCCAGACACUUCCUCCUGUGCCCAGACACUUCCUCCUGUGCCCAGACACUUCCUCCUGUUCCCAGACACUUCCUCCUGUGACCAGACACUUCCUCCUGUGACCAGACACUUCCUCCUGUGACCAGACACUUCCUCCUGUGACCAGACACUUCCUCCUGUGACCAGACACUUCCUCCUGUGACCAGACACUUCCUCCUGUUCCCAGACACUUCCUCCUGUUCCCAGACACUUCCUCCUGUUCCCAGACACUUCCUCCUGUUCCCAGACACUUCCCCCUGUGACCAGACACUUCCCCCUGUGACCAGACACUUCCCCCUGUGACCAGACACUUCCUCCUGUGACCAGACACUUCCUCCUGUGACCAGACACUUCCUCCUGUGACCAGACACUUCCUCCUGUUCCCAGACACUUCCCCCUGUUCCCAGCACUUCCCCAGACACUUCCUCCUGUUCCCAGACACUUCCUCCUGUUCCCAAACACUUCCUCCUGUGCCAAAUAGUCUGGGCAUGAGGUUGGAGUUUAACUGGUGGAAUCCAUAGCCGUGUCCCAAAUUAGUUUUUUAUUUUAUUAUUUAACCUUUUUAUUUAACGAGGCAAGUCAGUUAAGAACACAUUCUUAUUUACAAUGACGGCCUACCGGGGCCAAACCCGGAAGUGUGCGCCGCCCAAUGGGACUCCUAAUCACAGUCCCUGGAUUCGAACCAGGGACUGUAGUGAUGCCUCUUGCACUGAGAUGCAGCGCCUUAGACCGCAGCGCCACUCGGGAGCAAAUGGCACCCUAUUCCCUCUAUAGUGCACUACUUUUGUUUUUUUUAAAUAGAGCACAAUAUAGGGAUUAGGGUCCCAUUUGGGAUGCAUGCUAUGUAGUGCCAACUAGUGUUGGGCUCCCUCCCUUCCCCACUUACUUAUGUAACACAGUGUGGGUGUUGACAUCUCUGAGUAGUGGGCAAAGUUAGUGCACUAUAUAGGGAAUAGGGCUCUGGUCAAAAGUAGUGCACUAUAUAGGGUUCAUGGUUCCAUAGGGCCCUGGUCUAAAGUAGUGCACUAUAUAGGGAACAGGGUUCCAUAGGGCUCUGGUCUAAAGUAGUGCACUAUAUAGGGAACAGGGUUCUAUUUGGGAUGCGGUGUUACACAUUUGGAUGCUCUGUAUAAUGUUGUAAUGUGGUUACCAUGGUGAAACUGUACUUCCUCCCUCAUUGGUUGUUCAUGACCCUUCAGCAGGAAGGAACUAUUCUCAUGUGUUUUAUGUUUAUGUUCUAAAUCCAGUUGGAAUAAAGAAUUAAAAUACUUGUUUCA
This is a messenger RNA of Oncorhynchus nerka (sockeye salmon), 5572 nucleotides long. RefSeq names its product sorting nexin-30-like. Gene Ontology annotation, cellular component: early endosome; phagophore assembly site. The coding region runs from base 149 to 1471 and encodes 440 amino acids. The transcript is spliced from 9 exons. Gene Ontology annotation, molecular function: phosphatidylinositol binding. Gene Ontology annotation, biological process: protein transport; piecemeal microautophagy of the nucleus; autophagy of mitochondrion. The record is from RefSeq and is a predicted model, not a curated record. NCBI's taxonomy places the organism in Eukaryota, Metazoa, Chordata, Actinopteri, Salmoniformes, Salmonidae.